AGUAAAACGUAAACAUCGACUUCGCAUGUUCUGUUAAAAUUUUUGUGCAAAGAAGAAGAAAUUUAUACUUGCUUUUAUUACAUGCAAAAUAUGGUAUACUUACAUUUUCCAUCAAAUUUAACAGAGGAGGAAUUGAUAUUGCAAGCGAAGUAUAACAAGCUUAAAAGAAAGAAAAAAGCAUUACAAGAUUUGAAAGCACCAAAACAAGAAACCGAACGUGUACCACAAACACCAAAACGACCAACAGAAGCUAGAGAUGCUAGAGAAGUUGCAAAAAAAUUGAUCAAAUCUGGAGUAAUUACUGCCCCAAAAACUCCUAAACGGCCAGAACAAUCAUUUAAAAGACCACGUGGAUUAGUCAGAAAAUUAAAUAGUACAGAAAAGACAGUAAGUUCCUAUCAACCAUUUUCAGCUACACAAAUGGAAGAAGAAGAAACAGAAACUGUAAGACCAAGGGUUAAAGAUUUGUAUGAUAGUUUUGUGAGUGCUCAAGAUACUGAGGAUCGUACUAGCAGAGAUGUUCAGUCACCCACUAAACAAGAAAUGAAGCCACGAGCUGGAAAUACAAUCUUCGUAUGUGGCUAUAAAAUUUCAGAAGAUUUUUUGAAAAAGCAUUUUCAGACAUUUGGAAAUAUUAUAAAUAUUUCAAUGGAAGCAGAGAAAAAUCGUGGAUUUGUUACUUUUGAUAAAACAGAAGCAGCUGAAAGAGCAAUUAGUGAAAUGGAUGGCAGUAUGGUGUCUUCCAUUCAGUUGAAAGUAUCAUUGGCACGAAGACAACCAAUAAUAGAACCUAUGACAGAUGCUACAUCUAGUUCUAUGUGGUCACCAAUAGCAGCAAAUUAUUCUCAAAAAAGUGCACACAAAGAUAGGAGAGAACUGAAAGUGUAUGAGGAAGAUCUUUUUAUGUGAAUGUAAUAUUUUUUAAUUUUCUUAGCGUAUGUUGUUAUAAGAUUAUAAUAUUUGGAAUCUUAUUUUAAAAUAAAAUUGUACAUAGCCUUUAAUAUUUGCAAGGUAUCAAAAAAUAUUUUUUUCAAAUUGUGCACCUUAACUGUUAUG
Messenger RNA from Eufriesea mexicana, 1056 nucleotides. RefSeq names its product negative elongation factor E (gene Nelf-E). NCBI's taxonomy places the organism in Eukaryota, Metazoa, Arthropoda, Insecta, Hymenoptera, Apidae. Gene Ontology annotation, biological process: negative regulation of transcription elongation by RNA polymerase II. The record is from RefSeq and is a predicted model, not a curated record. Gene Ontology annotation, cellular component: NELF complex. The transcript is spliced from 3 exons. Bases 82 to 909 code for a protein of 275 amino acids. Gene Ontology annotation, molecular function: RNA binding.